Messenger RNA from Brassicogethes aeneus, 1175 nucleotides. The record is from the annotation of a GenBank genome assembly. NCBI's taxonomy places the organism in Eukaryota, Metazoa, Arthropoda, Insecta, Coleoptera, Nitidulidae.
CAGUGAUUUACUAUUUGUUUUCUUGUUUUACAAAAUAAUUAAAAAUGGCCGACGAUGAAGUAUCUGCAUUAGUAGUUGAUAAUGGAUCUGGAAUGUGUAAAGCUGGAUUUGCUGGUGACGAUGCCCCAAGAGCAGUUUUUGCAAGUGUAGUUGGACGUCCCAGAUAUCAGGGAGUGAUGGUUGGGAUGGGGCAAAAAGAUUCUUACGUGGGAGAUGAAGCACAAACGAAAAGAGGAGUAUUGACUGUUAAAUACCCCAUUGAACAUGGAAUAAUAAACAACUGGGAUGACAUGGAAAAAAUUUGGCAUCAUACGUUCUACAACGAGUUGAGAAUAUGUCCCGAAGAACACCCAGUACUUCUGACAGAAGCCCCGUUAAAUCCAAAGAUAAAUAGAGAAAAGAUGACUCAAAUUAUGUUUGAAACUUUUAACUCUCCAGCUAUGUAUGUUGCGAUACAGGCAGUAUUAUCCUUAUAUGCCAGCGGAAGGACAACUGGAAUUGUUAUGGACUCGGGUGAUGGUGUAUCACAUACCGUUCCGAUUUACGAAGGUUAUGCACUUCCUCACGCCAUACUAAGAAUGGAUUUGGCUGGCAGGGAUUUAACGGAUUACCUAAUGAAAAUAUUAACAGAAAGAGGAUACAGCUUUACAACAAGUGCAGAACGUGAAAUAAUAAGAGAUCUUAAAGAGAAAAUUUGUUUUGUGGCUUUAAAUUACAAACAAGACAUAUCUUUAUCAGCCACUACGACACUUUACGAGAAAUCGUACGAGCUGCCUGAUGGGCAAAUAAUAACGUUGGGAAAUGAAAGAUUUCGUUGCCCUGAAGCGAUUUUUCAACCUUCCUUAUUGGGAAUGGAAACACCAGGAAUCCACGAGACUACUUACAAUUCAAUUAUGAGAUCCGAUAUGGACAUAAGAAAAGAUUUAUAUGCCAAUACCGUACUUUCCGGAGGUAGCACCAUGUUUCCUGGAAUCGCGGAUCGUAUUCAAAAGGAAAUCGCAGCUUUGGCACCUGCAUCAAUGAAAAUAAAAAUAAUAGCUCCACCUGAAAGAAAAUACUCGGUAUGGAUCGGAGGAAGCAUUUUAGCAAGUCUCACUACAUUUCAACAGAUGUGGAUUUCGAAACAAGAAUAUGAUGAAUCCGGCCCUGUUAUCGUGCACAGAAAAUGUUUUUAA